AGCUGCGGUGCGAACACCUGAUCAUCAGACAAGGCAGAAGAUAAACAAGUAUUAGGACUGAUUAUUUUUGCACAAACCCAAGUGGAUAUUCGCCGGCUGAGGCUCGCUAACUCCCCCGCCGGCCCUAUGCUCCACACGGCAUGGCAGAGAGAGCGGACAAUGAGGUGGAGGAGGCAGACCAGAUCUACCUGCUCAUGAAGGAGGACUAUCGGAUCUCUAGGAAUGUGCGUCUGGCGUGGUUCCUUGGUAAACUCAACCAAGUCAUCUGGCCUGCCUCACAGCCUGAAGUGCUGAACUCAGAAAAUGAGCUGGACUUGCUGAGCAUCUUACCUAAAGGAUGGCAGCCAGAUUUCUCUCCCAACACGUACCCCUGCAUAUUGAUGCCGUCCACUCGGGCCACCUUCCUGGCCCGGAGGUACCGCUUUAUCAUCGAGCUGGACCUCAGCCCCUCCACAGGGAUUGUGGAUGACAGCACAGGAGAGAUGAUCUUUGACGAGGUGUUUCACGCCUUGUCGAGGUGUCUGACUGGUCUGGCUCAACCUUUUAAAGUCCCUGGAACUGAUCAACUUUUCAAGCCCAAGAUCUUCAUCACCAUCUUGGCGUAUUCAUCAAUUAUCGGCCUCACUUCACAUCAGGUUUUGGUUCAAGGAUGUCAGCUUGACAGAACAGACCUUGACGAGUUCCUACAUCACAUCUAUCAGCAGCUCAGAGCGCUGGAGAGCAAUAUUGCAGAAGUCCUACAUCAGCAGCAUGAACAGUCUGUGGAGCCAGUACAAAGCUCAACUCACCAUAGCAACAACCUGGGCGACCAGCCCUACAGAAAGCAGGGCAUUUCCAUGGUGUCAGCUGAUAUGGGUCUGGUCAGUAUGGUUCGCCAGGGCAUCCUUGCACUUCAGCUGCUGCCACCAAACUCCAGUGCAGGUAUCAUCAUAAUUACAGACGGAGUGACGAGUGUUCCUGACGUAGCUGUGUGUGAAACCCUGCUGAACCAGCUCAGGAGUGGAACCAUUACCUGCUCCUUUGUGCAGGUUGGUGGUGCGUACUCCUAUGACUGCAGCUUCGGCUACAUCCCCAACGUAGAGCUGAUGAAGUUCAUCUCUUUAGCCACCUUUGGCUCGUACCUGCCCAGCUGUCCUGAAGUGGACUUGAACAGCCAAGAGAUGAAUGCCUACCACAAGGCCUUCUUAACAUACUCCUUUCUCAAGACCCCUGAGUCUAUGAACUCCGAGUACUUCUGUGUUUCCCAGCACAAGCUGUUCAAUGAGCACCUGGUGUCAGCCAGUGGUAACCCUGCCUUGGUCAUGAGGAGGAAGAAGCACACAGAGAAGGAAGUUCACGCUCAUUUGGUCAGCGUGGUGUCAGUUCGACUGAGAGAGGGCUACACCAUCAGAGAGAUCAGCCUCACCAAAGGUGGGACUCAGCUGGAGGUGAAGCUGGUGCUGUUAUGGAAGCACAACAUGCAUAUCGAGUAUCUAGCAGCCACCUCCUGGCCGCUGGACCCCUCCAAGAGAACCACCAGGGUGGAGGUGACAAUGGAGGGAAGCUACGACAUCCUGCAUGACAUCAGCUGCACCCAGAGGAAGCCCAUCACCAGUCCGUACCGCACCUCUGUCAUCCGCCGCUUCUGGAACACACUGCAGAGCAUCAACCAGACGGAUCAAAUGUUGGUGCACCUUCAGUCUUUUAAUUCAGUCCCUGAAAACUACACAAUUCCCGAGAGCACCAAAAAUGGAGUUCCUCUUUUCUACAUCCCUCCUGGCUCUACUACUCCGGUCCUGUCUUUGCAGCACAGCGGAUCCAAAGACUCCUCUCAGUCCCAGUUUGCCUCAUACUGGAAACCCAUCCUCUCCAUGGAUGCCAACUUCUGGCAGAGAUGGCUGCAUAUGCAUCGCAUAGCAAUCAUCCUUGAACAUGACAUACCUGUCCCCAAACACCUGCACACUGCUGGAAACAAUGGACGUUACAGCACCAUUCAGUGUCGCAUCUCCCACUCUGCCCUCACGUCUCUGCUGAGGGACUGCAGCAGCUUUGUGCUGGUCGAGGGUUACUCAUACGUUAAGCUCAUAUACAGUUCAUCUGACCAGCCUCCCACCUCCUUCUACCUGGUUCGUCUCAUCUCCAAGACACCCUGCAUGGUGCUGCGGCUUGGCUUCCCCAUUGGUACACCUGCCCAUGUUAGAAACAAGAUUGUGGAUGAGUUGCGAGAGCAAAUCCUCAAACUUCGCUUCCCUCAUCGUGUUCAGAACAAAGAGGUGACGCCAAAGACCAAGAGGAAGAUUGUUGGCCACCCAUCUCCAUCCAAAUCUCCCUCCAUCACUGCUCCCAAACCUGCACUGUCAGACAGACCCUGUGUGGUGGUGCUCAAUAAGCCUCUGGAGAAGCUGCUCAUACGGUACGAGAAGCUGCCGCUGGACUUCAGGACUCCCUUCAUUUUCAACAUGGAGAACUUCCCACUGCCCUCCAACAGUGCCAUGCCCCUCAGUAUGGCGGCCAACCGGACGGCCUCCUCCACCCUGGCGUCUCUGUCCCGGUACUUUCUGCACCAGCGGUGGGUUUGGGCUGUGCAGAGCAGCCAAGGACCGGCGGUGGCCAUCCAGGCUGUGGCUCACAUCCUGUCCAUGCUAUCUGAGAUUCGUAUUUCAGAAGGCUUUCACUUUGCUGCCAGCGGUGAAGGCAUCAUUAAUAUGGUGAUCGAGCUGCCGAUGAAGGGCAUGUCAGGUGACACGGACAGAGAGAGUCACUCAUGUAUUGUCCAGUAUAUCCUGUUUCCACCUCACUCUACCUCGACCAAGGACAGCUUCUCCACUGAUGACGACAAUGACACCGAGGUGGAGGCUGUGGACAUGGACACUGAGCUGAAUCUUGUGACUGAAUGCUGGGUUGAGCCACAGAGCGGCACCGUGAUGAACUGCAUGGACCAGCAUCGCCACUUCCAGGGCCUCAAGUACCAGGAGAUCCCUCAAGCAAUAUUCCCGAGGGAUCUGGCCUGUAUGUCCACCAUGAUGACCUUUGAGUAUUUGAGCCAGCUGUGUCAGAAUAAGGACCAGGUGUGUUCACUGCCAGCUGGACUCAAGGAUACGCAAGGAGACUUCUUGGCCUUUGACGACAGCAUCCACAUGGUUCCUUUCCAGUUUGACCUCAUUCAGCUGCUCCCAAAGUGCCAGCAGGUUGAACUCUUCUUCCUCACGUUCAGCACAGCGGUGGAGAAUGAGGAACAGAUUCACAGCUCCCCCUGUCUGCCCAACGAACUCCUGCUCAGCCUCUUCCACAGCAGCCUGGAGCACGAGCUCAGCGACAGAGAGAUCCCAUUAGCGGGCAGCGACCAUGCCACCUUCAUGCACCACAUCUUGGAGCGAGAACGAGAUGGCCACGUAGCUCCUUUCUCUUUACCUGUUAUCAAAGAGGAGUGUGUGAAGCCUCCGGACCGACAAGACACGAUGACAUCAUUUCACACCACUGGCAGCAGCAAAGAGGUGAUGGGCUCUACAAGCACUUUACAGAGUUUCAGUAAUGCAGACCUGGUGGAUGAAGAGCCUCUGCUGUUGGAGAGGAGCUGCUUGACACCACAGUGGAGGUGCUACGCCAAGUACAUCAGCUCCCAGCAGCUCCUGCUCACCUUCCUCCCUGCUACCUUCACAGAUGUUCUGAUGCUGAUGGCGUCAGGGCUGGAGACAGAGCCUCGGAGUAAUGUCAGCAUGCAGGAGGAUGAUACUCUGACUCCCAGCAACAAAUCUCAGGCUGACUCCCUGUCUGGCUCCACCAGUGGCCUGGAGAGGUCUGAGUCUGGUCUCAGUCUGGCCAGCAAAAUGCGAAGGAGCUCAAGCAGUGGACACUUUACUGCCAAGUCACCUCUGCUCUCACCUGCGUCGGAGGGCCAGAUGGACCAGGAGAGCUGGGACAGCAGAAUAUCUGAGACAGAGACUGUGACGCAAGGCUCCGAUCUGGGAGAAAAAGAGGGAGUGCAGUUCUCAGAACCACGGAAGACAGAUUUCCACAUCAGCUUCAGCAGGCAGGUCUCCCAGCAGAGCACGAGUGACGGCUGCCAGUUAAAGUGUCCUGUUUACGUCUACAACUGCUCAAUGGAGCAUCUGAAGGAGCAGCUGGUACAUCCCAACUCCAGCCGCCAGCCCAGGGACAUCUUCUUCAGAGCUCAAGAUGCAGAAUCCUGGGAGAUGUAUCAGCAGAUGAAGUUCAGGUCUCUGUCUCAGGACCGCAGCAGUCCGUCCCCUUGGACAGACCUCCUGGCUCAGCCUCACAAACACAAAGAACUGGCCAACUAUUGCAGCCUCCUGCAGGAACAUUACCAUCAGAGCUAUGUCAAAGGUGUUUACCGCAGCCUGCAGCAGUCCUACAGCAUCAGCUCCCAGGACGUCCUGAUGGCCAUGGACUACUGUGAGGAGUCACUGCAGGAGAUCGACGUCACCUCCUUCCUGCAGACGCUCUGCGGACACAUCAGGGUGUUCAGGGAGCACGGGAAGGCUCCGGGAUGGGGAGAGAAUCCAAAACCUUCCAGGAGUCCUGCCACCUUCAUCAUCGGAGAGGCUGAGGAGGAUCAGUCAGAUGACAGGGCUGCUGUCGCUUCCUCAUACAGUAGUAUAGAAAUGGAGGAUACCAGUGAAGCUGAAUCUAGAGGGAAGUCCUCUGCUCCUGCAUCUCCACUGAUCCUGGAUGAGUUCAAGACAGCCAAGAUCCCAGAGUUCCCUCUAAAUCUGCUGCAGACACAGCCCAAGUGUGAAGUGUAUCCAGAUCUGCACAAAAUAAUACAGGGUAAAUUCAUGGAGAUCCUCUGUCAGUAUUUCAAAACUGUUCCCUCCAAUCCACACUACUUCUUCUACUGUCCACCUUCGUCCAAGAAAGAGGAUGACUCGGAGGACGAAGAGAUGGAGAGGAGACCUAGUGAAGACCUAGUGUCAGAGGCCGAGCCUGCUACUGAAGAUGAAAAUGUGUCGGGCUGCUGCAUCAUGACGGAGAGCGACACAGACCUGGUGGUGGAGUACGAGGAGCCUCCGGGCACCAACUCUCAUGGGGAGGUCGAAGACCAGUCCCUGUCGGACUCCAACACUGUCAACCAAGACCAGGACUCCUUCAGCAUCCUGGAGGGAGACUCCCUGCUAGAGGCUGAGGGAUCACAGCUGGACAUGCCACCGCUGUUUGUUCACGUCACCUGCUCUGUCAACAUGAAAAGCUGCCAUGGUUCCAUGCCCAUACAAACACUGCCUACCUGCCUUGGUGAGAUUAUUUCCUGCCUGGAGAAUGCUGAGGCCUUCCAGUCUGUGGAUUUGAAUGAGCUCUCAGUUACUUUGGAUAUUUUUGUCCUGACACUACCUCUGGAGAUUGAAGUCAUGGCCGAUUUCCAUCACAACAGAUACACCUCAGAGAGCAGCGUGUCCUUGAAUCGUUCACCAGGACAGCCCUCCUCUUAUCGCUCUGACGAGGAGCUGAUAGCGGUGUUGGACAGUCUUAGGGGAGCUGGUGUCAACGGGGUCUCUGGUGAUCCCUUAUCCAAACUCCCCCUUCCUCACAAGUUAGCAAUUCUGGCCACAAUGGAUGAGAUCCGCUGGCUGCUGGAGGACGAGAUCGUUUCUGCUCUUCGUCACUCUCGGGUCAUUGGUUCAGCAACACUGCAGAAAGUAGCAGAACAUGUUUUACGCUCCAGCGGUCGACCACACUGUCACUGUGAAGAUGUCCCACUUCAGUUUGUCUUCGGGCCUGAACAGUCUCUGGAAAAAUUCAAAGAGGAGUUCCGCAGAAUGGCUUUCUCUGGCUACGUGCUGAAUGGAGAACAGGACGGUUUCUACUACAUGUCCUUGAGCAGGCUGCAUCCACAGAGGAUCCACGCCACCAAAAGACUGUCCGAGAGCACCGCUGACCCCCCACAAAACCCCUGCAGUGCUGGAGCUCAUGUGGAGGCUGCGAUGCUGGAGAGUGAAGUGGAAGCUCGGGCAGACAGCGAGAGUGAGGACAAGAAGUCCAUCAGUGUUGCUGCUGAUGCUCCCUGUGACACAAAUGCAGACACCAGUGAAACAAUCACAGCCCUGAAGCCUGAAGCAGAUGACAGUGUCAGCAUGGUGGGGGACAAAGGACAGCUCGGAACCCCCCAGCUGCAAACUGAGUGCAGUACUGAGCCCAUCACACCCCCUAAAACGCCGUCCAGCGUCAGCCUGGCUGAGUCCAUGCAGUCGGCCUCUCACAGCUGCAGCAAACUCAGGCCAAGUCGAGUUCAGAGUGUUGUCUCCAGCCAGGGCAGCCUGGACUCAGACAUGCAGGGUUAUGAUGGUGGCAGUAGUGACUCUGAGUGUGAGAGCCCCACGCUGGAUGAGCAGGAGUGUCAGUCACCACUGAUGCCAGACUUCUGGCUCAUUGUUAAGAUCCACCAGGACAGAGUGAAGGUCUACUCACAUUCUAGGUGCUUCACUGAAGGAAAAGAGGUCAGUCCUGAGGAGCUGGAGAAGAAGGAGGAAGAGCAGGAGCUGCCUGAAUACUUACAACUGCAUCAAAUCGUGGUCAGGAAGAUUGGUGAAAUCUGCAGAAUAGUCAACCAGCGUAUGCUGCUGCAGGAUCUGCAUGACAGACAUGUAUGCAACACUCUGCUGGUGGCUGAGAGUGAAGAAGACAUCUGGAAGAACGAGUCUCUCUACAAGCAGAGACUCAACACCUCUGAUGAUUACAACACAGAGGAGAGCUAUCAGGCCAGAGACUAUCUGGCAGCCACCAUGCAGUUCAUCCCUGGGCAUUUUGCCUGUGAAGUGGUGUGGAGCACAAUCAUCCACAUUCACCCACGCCUCAAGAUGGGACCCAACAUGGGGGUGUCCAGGGCUAUCCAAGCCCUGCGCUCUGUGCUCAACUCCUUCUGUGUGGUCAACAGGAAGAACAUGUUUGUUUACCAGGAACGGACGAGUAAAUCAGUCUUCUACCUCAGACUUUGUGAAACGUCACUAACAGGGAAAUACUCUGAUGUGGACGGAAACCUCCACAUGAGUCGAUCCAUUGCGCUUGCCAGGAGUCAAGAGCCUUCGUUUUCAGAAGACCUCGUGGGCUCCAGGUUUUCUCUAGAGGGAUCCCGACCAGUUGGACAGGUAGACAAGCACAUCCUGCUGCUGGUGCAUGGAGUGGGAAAUGCAGGUCCAGAAAUUACAGACGAGCUGGUCAAGGUGCUGCGAAAGCGCCUGGAUGAGACCACCCUGGACAUCAUCACCGUCAUGCUGGUUAGGAACUGCAAGCUGACUCCAGCUGAUGUAGAGUUCAUCCAACCGACAGGAUCUCCAGCCACCGAGGUGAUGACCUUCAGCCUCCCCCAGUACUGCCUCCCCUGGCUGCCUGCUGUGGCUCACUACCUCAGGCAGAACCUCCUCAUCUUCCUGCAUGUGCCCAAGUACACUGACAGCAACACAGCACACCACUUCAAGCACUACUUUCAUUUGAGCAGUGACUUGGCUGACGGUGAUAUCUACCUCUACAAUAAGCCUGGAGGCCAGGGGACGGGAGGCAAAGGUACCAUGUCGGAGCUGGUUCAGCAACUCUUCCCACCUUCUCAGUUUAAAGGUAUUGCCUGCAUCACCCUCUCAUUUGUGGACGCCAAUGGUCGGCCCCUUCAGGUCCCAGCUCAGGACUGUGCCGCUUUGCAGAGAUCAGAAAACUGUGCCAUCCCCCUCCAUCCAGACCAUUUUGAUGAGCUGACCACUGUGGUUAAAGUGAAAUCCAUCAAUGUCAGCUCAGCAGAGCCUCAGCUGUAUGUGCGCUUUGACAUCUGGGAACAAGGCAAUGUCAGCCCCUUACAGCUGAGUGAUAAACUGCAGGGGGCACUGCGCCAUGCACUCUGUGAUGUUGUCAUGGAGCUCAGAGUCUUGCCAAAUCCUCUUUGUGUGGGGGUCCAAUGCCCGGCAACCAAAACUCAAAAAGAAGAGGCUAAAGGACUGCUGAUUCCUUUGCCUGAGGUGAAAGAAGUGAAGGACAGCCCCAGGCAACGCAGUGGUUCCCGGGUCUUUAAAUCCAGCCCUUCUCCAAUCACCUUAAUCCAAGGAGGCACCCCAGUGACAGGGACCAGCACACCCGAGUCCACAACACCCACUGGCAGGACCACCCGCCGGAGUUUCUGGGACAUACUGAGUAAGCCAGACUCAACAGAGCUUGGAAGCCCAAAGACAACUGAUGACAUAGUGCAAGAGAAAGGAGAGGAAGGCCGAGCGGCGCGUCGAAGACACAAGACAGAGAACGUGAAGCAGCAGUGGAGUCAGGAGAAGGCGAUGGCUGUAGAGCUGGAGCAGGCCCAGAGGAGGCAGGUGUCUCAAUUGGAGGAGGGCGAUGCAGGCACUUUGCACCCCGUUUACCAGGAUACCUGCCAGUCAUGGAUUACCUUCAUGGCUAAACAUAACUGCCCCUCCAUUCAGCAGUGCAUGGCUGAAAUAGCUUCACACUUCCUGCUGCCUUCCGUCUUGGCAGAGAUUGUGAAUUUGGUCAGUUCUCUGGCGAGUGAUACAUCAGUGAAGGCAUUUGAAAAGACAAGCUGUCGGGCAACUGGAGAUGUAUUUGUACCAUUUACACUGGUCCAGAAUCUCAGCCAUCCUCCAGACGCUACAAGGAACUUUGUUCUCAUUGGCCGCAACUUCCACCAGUGGCACUGCAGCACAGAGCAAGAAGACAGUUCAGAUGAGGAAAACACCCCAGUGCUAAAUAGGUUCACACCUCAUAAGGGCUUCCAGCGCUUCGAGGCUCUGGAGCAGAGUGAUUGGGUCAGUCCCAGCCAGGCCGGGGCAGGACUGGCUCCCCGCCAGAGGUUCCUCUUCAUCAACAUCCUGGACAAAAAGAUGACUGUGUACAGCUACAACUGGUCUGUGGACCUGGGCGCCUCUCUGAACCGCGAGCUGGUCCGCCUGGUUAAGUGGCAGAACGCGAGGGCUCAUGUUGUCCACUGCCUGUUCAACCAGAAGAUGGGCCUCUUCCAUCACUACUGCUUCUCUGAUGCACCCAUCCAUGAAAUGGACUUCAAGCAGGAUCCCAACCCUUUCCUCGGUCCCUCCAUGGAGCCUGACGCCUUGCUACGGAGUGCCACUCCUCCUUUGCCCAGUAAAGAGCAGGGCAGGCUGGGAGGCUCUGGUCGAAGUCUCGCACCGCUCCACUUCCCGUCUGAGCUGCUUCCCUUUGACGAGGCUCUGAGGGAUGUUUGCACCAUCCGACCCUUGAUGGAGGGAGAUGUGGUGGCCCGGCAUGGCGGCCAGCUCUUAGAGAUAAAAGCUGCUGAGCGGAGAGAACUGGAGAAACAGAUGAAGAUAGAGAACCUGUUUGUGACGUGGCAGCAGAGGUCGGCACAGUCAAACAUGCCCAUCUCAGGCACAGACUUGGAGACACUGAAGCAGUCCUCCAGGCUGGUCCACUACUGUGCCACCCCUCUCCUCUUUGACCCCAUCUUCCGCAAACAGAUCCAGGAGGAGCAGAUUAUUCAGCCUCUGGUGAAGAAACGGCAUCGUUCCAGCGACUCCACGGCGUCGGGUCGAGACCGAAGCUACAGCACUGACUCAGCUGACAUGCUGCCCAGCCGACUGAAGGAGGAGCCCUGGCUGCUUGAGAUUUCUAGUACCUUCCUCCAGCAGUACGUCCAGUACCUGCAGAGCAUGGGUUUCAUUUUGGUGCAGGUCCGGCCUCAGUCUCCUGCUCGCAGCAUCGCCCGGGCUCGUGCUGCCAUGCUGAGCUCCAUGUCAUCGGAAGGCAGGAUGUCUUUUUCUUAUGUGAAGCAGAAGAGCGAGGACAGCCCUAAGACAACAGCAUCUGGCACCACCGCAUAUCACCUCCAGAGGGCGCUGCCAGGAGGGAUCGUACUGAUGGAACUGGCUUUUCAGGGGUGUUACUUCUGUGUGAAGCAGUAUGCACUGGAGUGUUCUCGCAUUCCCAUGGGCCAGACAGUCAACUCCCAGGGCAGCCUCCUCACCAAACCUCGUUGCAAGCCGUUUCCAGAUGCCACCCCAGUAUCUGACUGUGCGCUCUCCAUGCUCUUCACUGAGGAGUGUGAUAAAGUGCGGGAUCUGAUGCACGUCCACUCCUUCAGCUACGACUUCCACCUGCGAGUGGUUCACCAGUACUUGGUUGGCUGCCAAAUGACGCUGCGCCAGGGCUACCAGCUCACCGACUUCCUAGACGACUUCAUCUCCCAUCAUCCGGACAUUCCCAAGUUUGGCCGCAACCACGUCUUUCAAGGUGACUUUGGGAGCUUUUCCAUCUCCACGGGAAUGAUAACGGCUCACCAGCUCUACAACUACAUCACUGACCACGCCAGCACGUACAGCAUGAAGCCGCUCCGCAUGUCCAAGGCUGCAGUCGCCACUGACAACAAGAAGGGGAUGCCUGAGAUGCAUGAAUACGCGCUGGUGGCUCUGUGGAACAGUUCGGGCUCCUACAAGGAUCUGGAGGGCCUGCACCACCACGAUGACUUUGACGUGUCGCUGGUGGUGUGUCAUAAUGCUGCGCCAUUUGAAGAGCAGUCAGAUGGAGAGAGGCAUUUGCUGAGGUUGCGGUUCUAUGUGAUCAUGACAAGUCAGAGAGAGCUGUUCCCCCGCCUCACCGCUGACAUGCGCCGCUUCAAGAAGCUUCCUCAGAUCCACCGUGAUCCGGCUGAGCUGGGUGGGCGGCUAUCCCAAGAUCGAGCAGAAGCCUCUGGGUCACAUGGCUCUGAGCAGGACCUCUGGGAGGAAACUUCCUCAGAAGCUGCAGCCUCCUUGGCCCCGAGCGACGGCAAUGAGUUUUAUCCUCUGGCUGGCGGUGGACCAGAGGCUCAGGGUUUGCUCUACGCCUCCCCUUUGUUCCCGCUGCUCAAUAACGAGGUGGCGUCGGCCCGCAGACAGAUCCAGACCAGCGUGGAGCAGGCCAUGGGUCACUGCCGCAGGGAUAACCUGUGGAGGAGGUUGUUUCAUGGAGAGCACGUGGCCCUGGACAAACUAAAGCUGGCCAAACUGUCAUUCAGUGAGCUGGAGGAGCUGCUAGAGGCAGUGCAGAGCCGAUCGGUGGCGGAGAUCGACCCGCAGCUGGACUGUUUCUUGACCAUGAGUCCAGCCUGGUACCAGAGUCUGAUCAAAGUCCUGCUGAACCGCUUCCCCCAGAGCUGCAGACACUUCGACGACAACGGCAUCCAGUAUCUGGCUGUUCUUAACCAGAAGUUCACUGACUGCUUUGUUCUGGUCUUUCUGGACACCCAAGCUGGAAAAACUAGUUUAAAGGUUGUGUUUCGGGAGCCGCUGCCAACACAGCCACAGGCCAGCGGCAGCCCUCCUCCUCAGCUGGUGUCCAUGUACCACCACCUGGAGUCUGUCAUCAACACCGCCUGCUACAACCUCUGGACAGGACUGUUGUAGAGCUGGACCUACCUCGACUCAUGUCAUAACACAGGGACACAGAGAGCAAGAAGUUCUAGAGAGGGUUCAUUUGGAGGAAACCCUCUUGCCAGGUGUUCUCCCAGCUACACAACUCUCCAGCACUCUGGUGCUGGAGGAGCAUCAUGCUGGUCAGCAACACUACUGUAUUUAUGCCACAGUCUGUGUCCACCCGAAAUGGACGUGACAGAAACCAACUUUGUGAGUUGCUUCCGGUUCUUUUUCUCUCCUAGAACUGGCGUAGAGUUCUUUGCUCAAAUCGCCCCAAACUAAAACUAAGUAUCUCAUAACUGCUGUGCAAAAAGUCUUCAUUUGCUAGUUUAUAAUCAGCCUUAAAUCUCUGAUAUAUGUGCUUCAGAUAUUAUACUUAAAGGAAAGUGAUCAGAGUUGCCACAUAAAACCGAGCAGACAUCGUUUUUAUAAAUGUCUCACACUCACAAAAUGCAUUUUUAUCACGUUAUAUAAGCAGCUUAUAACAGGUCCUGUUACAUUUCUGCCCAUAAUGUACAAAUCUACUGACCCACAUGGAGCUCACACUGAAAAUUAGUCUAGAAAUCCCAUUCACUUCUGUGUGCUCACAAUUCCAAUGAAGUUCAUUGAAAGACUACAGUCUUCAAAGGGAGAGAAAGGCAGAAUGCUUUAUGUUAUUCUGCUAUUCAAAAGCCAGAACAUGCAAAGUAAUGCUUAACCCUCUGAAGCCCAAACUCCACUGGCAGGUUUGAAAGGCAUGUUAUCUGAGAGGAAAAUAAAUUACAUUUCAUCAAUUAAAUAACUGCAGCAUGGAUCAUAAACAGUAUACAUAGAAGCCUUCUAGAUUUUAUGUGCAAAGUAGUGUAAAAAGCAGCUAGUUUGAGGUUAGUAGGUUAAUAAAAAGUACAUUGUUAAAUAUCCAUGCAGUGUAGAGUCACCAUAGUUCUUCCAGUAUUGUGGGUGCUUGGUAAAAUAUUAUCCAUGUUGAUUCCAGGUCUUUUCAGUUUCUUUAAAAUGAACAUUUAAAGAAAUUAGUCAUUCUUUUUUUUAUGAUUCAUAGCAUUAUAACUGUCCAUACUGAACAAAUGGCAUUUUAUAGUUUUCUCUAUUUCUAUCUAUGGCUCUGUUGUUUCCAGUCGCAGGACUUUAUAUUGUAGUGAAAUAUGAGCCCACACUGUGUAAAAAUGUGACAGAAGCAAAGAAAGUCAGAAGCCCAGAAACUGCUUGGGGUUCAGAGGGUUAAACGAGCUCACUACCAUUUGUCGGAGAUCUUUGAUCUUUGCUAGCCAAGUGGGAAAUCAAACUGCAGACAGCUCACCAAAACCUCUAACCUGACAGAAAUCCAAAUGAUCAUCCAGCAGCCAAAUUGCUGAAAGUUCAGUUAAUCAGGCAAUGUGAUAUCAACAACGUCAAGUAUCUGAUUUUAAAAUAACUCAUAGGCGAUCGAUAAGAGUUGAAUUGGGGCCAAGUCCGCACAGUGUCUGCUCUAUUUUAUCCAGCAAGUAUUUCAUGAGACAGGUUAUCAUUUUAAACACCACCACGUGACUACACUGAUAAAAAGACAGGAUGCAUCAGGAUGGGAUUCAGGUGAUAAUCACAGCACAUCUUUCUGUUGAGUUUUCACAAGUUGGGAAGUCAAGGGAGGGGCAGCAUAGCCGACUGCCUCCACUAACCAGGUCCUGGGGGAACCCUUAAGCCUCUUUAACAGGUGCAAUGUAAGUUGACACAUUCAGUCAUUUCCAGUGUUUGAUUGGCUCACUGAACGUGCAGCUUGUGUUAUCAAAGUCUUGCUCAGCUUAGAGACUUGCUGCCAUCUGGUUUGGCCUCAACCUAAGAAGUCCAGACAAGGCAUCCUCGAGGUUUGCAGGGAUCAGGUCUUCCUGAGGACCUGUAACACUGAGCCUUUGACUGACAGACGCAUCACUCUGAGCUGGAGGAAGGCGUCCCAUGAGCCUCCACGGUAGUGGAGGGGGAAGUGGAAGAAUCCCCCAGAGUUCUGUGCUCCGCUCUGAAACAUUUGUAUCAAUGAAGAAGACAUUGCUUUUUACUGUUUCUCUCUCCUUAUCUGCGACAGAAAAACACCCCACAUGAAUGUCAGCAGUUUGGACUUGCAAAAUCUGAUGCUUCAUGCUCAAAGUCAGUCGUGAGCCAGUGACGGUACACCUCUGAUGAUCUAACUGCACAAGUUUAAAACUCCGUCAACAGAGGGUCGGAGUCAUCUUGGAUCUUGUGCCUUUGAUAGCAUUUAGCUAGCUCUUCACACCACAUCAGUGUUUUUUAAGAGCAAGAGACAGCUGAGGUGUCGUGUCCUCGAUAUGAAGGCUUUUAUGUUUAAUUUUCAAACGUGUCAAACCACUUGAACCCCACUGCCAUGUGUGGUGCCCUGAAGUGCCUUCCUCUGUUUGUUUCCCCCCUUCCCCCUUUUUUUUCGUUCCCAAACUUGUGACGUGAUGCUGUUGUUGUUCCAUCGGCUCUGCACAAGACAUCUGUGGAAACACAUGCCUGUUGUUGUGCAGUGAAAGUGCCUGUUCAGAGAAAAGUGACAAAAAUUGCCUUUCAUAAGCAAGAAAAUGGGUCACAUUAACUUUGGUGAUUUGCAUAAUAGCAUGCCACAUGUCAUCAGCGCCGAGUGUUUCCAAAGCAUGUUGGGGGUGACGAGUUUGACUCGUGUUUUCUGAAACAGUGCGGCUGGUAAUCAUACCUCAGUUUGGAAUAGGGCACCAAGCAGCCCGACACGGCACUGUUAAACAUGAUAUCCACUGCAGUACCUUCAUUACUGACAUAUUCAGCAGCCUUAGAGGUCGACACAAUUUUACAUGUUUGGGCUUUUUUAUGGAGCUCAGCCUGAAUGUUAAACACUGGAUAUUCAUCAUGCAAAAUGUGAACUGUAACAAGUUAGCCCUGAGCGUUCUGUCACUGUAAGAUAAACACUGCACUAACUGUAAGAUGUAUAUUGUGUAUAUACACAGAACACUUUAUACAGUAUGUAAAAUGUUAAAUAAAGAGUAGGAUGAAUGACAA
Messenger RNA from Stegastes partitus (bicolor damselfish), 14348 nucleotides. RefSeq names its product SZT2 subunit of KICSTOR complex (gene szt2). NCBI's taxonomy places the organism in Eukaryota, Metazoa, Chordata, Actinopteri, Pomacentridae. The coding region runs from base 141 to 11339 and encodes 3732 amino acids. Gene Ontology annotation, cellular component: peroxisome. The transcript has 76 exons. The record is from RefSeq and is a predicted model, not a curated record.